Molecule: messenger RNA, 8675 nt
Organism: Frankliniella occidentalis (western flower thrips)
Lineage: Eukaryota; Metazoa; Arthropoda; Insecta; Thysanoptera; Thripidae
Product: nuclear receptor coactivator 6
Exons: 13
Coding region: 469-6993 (2174 amino acids)
Biological process (GO): positive regulation of transcription by RNA polymerase II
Cellular component (GO): histone methyltransferase complex; transcription regulator complex; nucleus
Source: RefSeq, a predicted model, not a curated record
AGGGGUAGUGGGAGGUGGCGGAAAGUCUACCCACAAUUCCGUGCAUCGAUUUGCGCAUGUCAGUUACAAGCAUUGCAAAUGGCGGCCCUUGUUAUUGUUCCAUAGCGUUUGUAAAUUUGUCCAUAAUAUGUACGUGAUUUUCACUUAUUUAGGUGUGAUUAUUAUGUCAAGGACUUAAGCUGAUGAGGAAAUUUGUGUGAUUUUUUUUUAAUGAAGUGAAGUGGUGACAGUGGAGUGUUUGUGAAAUUGUCUUUCACCUAACCUUACCACCAAGACAUUGGAGACCAUACCAAAAAUAUCAUCAUGCAUCUUGAGUGUAUUCUCAAUUUCUGUGCUGACCUUACAAAUACUUAGAAUGCACGAGGACUGUCUAUUUAGUUUGGCGGUGUGCAGCUCGUUGCUGCUUGGGCUUGUGUGAGGUGCAAUGAGCUCUUGAUUUGGAGCAAGAGCAUGUGAGACUUGUCUGCCAUGGCAGCGGAUAGUGAUGGAGACCUGAUUGAGACGGUGGUCACAUGUCAGGGAGACCUAACAGACCCAGAUUUUCCUCAAAAGUUUCAGAAGAUAGUGGAUGAACUUAAUUGCCUACUUUGCAGAGGUGAUGGGGAGUCCUUGCAAGUCUCCAAAGUGGAACCAUGGAAUUCAGUUCGUGUGACAUUCAACAUUCCACGAGAGGCUGCCCAGCGGCUUCGCCAGCUAGCAGAGGAGGGAAGUCAAGCUCUCUCUGCGCUUGGUAUAUUGUCUGUCCAAGUUCAAGGCGAUCAGGUCAUAUCUCUGACAAUUGCCAACCGUUUUGGUGGAGAACCUCAGGAAAUACGUGUUUCUGCGGCCCCUGCAAAUUCCGAUGGAGCGUCUACGUCAGGUGUGUCCACUCCUUCGGGAGGACUGGGAGGUCUCAUGCGAAACGUGGCUCAAGCCAUGGCCAGUGUACCUACCACACCAAAUGUGGUCGCUCCAAGCAAUGGCGAACCCAUACCUCAAUUUCCUCCAUCAAAGCCACCUUCAGCAACUGUGGUGACUCCUGGAACUCAAAUGAACCCAGCUACCCCUCCAGCUCAAGGAUCAAGGCCACCUGGUCAAGGGCCAUUCCCCUUCAACAGUAUGACCCAGGCAGCUCAGAUGAUGCAAGGAAGAGAUGUUCAGCAAGGAAUACCAACCCCACCACAGUCAGCAGUAGCUCCUCAGGCCCAGCCACAGCCACCUCCUCCUCCUUAUCCAAGUGGUCAAAAUUUGAAAUUGGCCAAUCCUGCCAAUGUAGCAUUAUCAAGCCCUUUACUAGUGAACCUUCUGCAGAACGAUGGGAAUCCUGGUUCUCCUGUUGGAAACCAUGUAAACAAGAUGCUUCCGCCAACUGGAAGCACCUCCGACAAACCUGUAGCAAGAGUUCGUGGUCAAGGGAAGAAUGCUCAGCCUCGUCGAAGAACAUCUGUCACAGAAAUCAGUCAAGAUCUAAAAAGAUCAGCCCCUCCUUCCCCUGCAUUGAGCACAGGCGAAAUUGUGACCAAUCACCUACAGCAUCAUAUUGGCUCCUCAGCCUUUGUGAGUACUGUUCCCUCACCUCCAACUGCCUUACAGUCCCAGCGACUACCCGCAGAAAGUUCUGCACCUCUCAUUCCUUCUCAGCAACCUUCAUUCAAUCAAGUUGGACCUCAAGCUGCUGGCCAUACAUCUCAGCCUCAACAACCACCUCAACAGCAGCAACACUCAAUGCCUGCAGUUGGUAUUCCGCAGCAAGUGCAACAACAGUCAGACUUGCAGACAAACUUGCUAUCAAACCCUGUGCCCCUGGCACAACAACAGAUCCCGACCUUAGUCCCUUCAUCGCCUCAAGUAGACCAGUUCAGAAUGCAAAGACCUAUUCCUCCAUCAAAUGUUCAACAGCAAAUGACUAUUGGAAGCCCUCAAAUUCGUCAAAGACCCCCUGUAGCACAGAAACCUGUGAACCCCAAUGGAGUUUCUUCGAUUGGUCCCUCUUCACUUCCCCCUGGAGUUGGUCAAGGAACGCCAGGAACUGGCUUAUCUCCUGUGUCAUCUGCUCCAUCUCAAGCAUCAUCUGUUUUGCCGAAUGUGUUGUCCUCUGCCUUACCUUCAACCGCAACACAUUCAGCGGCAAUGCCAUCCCAGCCUCCAUCACAAUCUUCCGUUUUACCGGUGAAAGCAUCGUCUUUGGCGUCAGGAACACCUCCUCUAAGCCAGUCAACAACUCCCUCAAGUGUCCCAAGUACAUUAGUACCUCAAAUACAGGCUCAAGGCCAGGGUCGAGCUCCCCUUCAGCCUUCAAGAUUACCUGGACAAGGUCAGCAGCAGCCUCAACCUCAACAACCGCAGCAACCGCAGCAGCAGCCGCAACAGCCACAGCCGCAACAGCUACAACAAGUACCACCCCCACCACCACCACCACCUCCACCGCCACCGGCACAGCAGCUUCAAUAUCAGCAAAUGCACCAACAACAAAUGCAACAUCUCCAACAACAGCAGCAACAACUUCAACAACAACAACAGUUGCAACAGCAGCAGCUUCAACAACAGCAGCAGCAGCAGCUUCAACAACAACAGCAGCAGCUUCAACAACAGCAACAACUUCAGCAGCAACAACAACAACAACUUCAGCAGCAACAACAACUUCAGCAGCAACAGCUUCAACAACAAAGAUUUCAGCAGAGAUCAAUGGCCCCUCGGAUGAACUCUCCUACUGAUGCACAGCCUCAACAGCCACCAAUGGUGCCGCAAUAUAGUCAACAAGAGUAUCAGCGGUUCCCAGGUGUUGAUCCUCGUCUAGCCAACCCUGCAGCGCAGCCAAUGACUCCUGGCACAAUGGCUGUUAGACACCCAAUGGGAGUGGGCAUGUCUGGACCUCUGAGGCAGCCUCAGCCCCAGCAAGCAAUGUGGUCAAAUACCCCACCUGGUACCCAAAAUCUUAACCCAAAUUCUACCCAAAGCCUUAACUCAAGUCUGAUUCAGAAUACUGGUCAAGGACCCAUGAGUUCUCCAUACCCAUCUAAUAGCCAAGGUAUGGUUCCCCCUCAACAGCAAUUGCUCUUGCCUCAACAAUCCCAGCAGCAAACCAUGCCAGUGGCACCUCUUCCACCGGUGGAAAAUAAAGAAACUAGUCAAAAUGCAGAGGAACCCCGUAAGGCAAAUAAUGCUGCUAGUCCACCAACACCACCUCCUGCUCUAACUUCUUCAGGUAAAGAACGUCAGUUCCUCAUUAAUCCUCUUACUGGCAUGUUGGAACCAAUGCCUAGUGAAUCAAGCUCUGACUCAGAAGUUGAGGCAACUGACAAAAAUAUUGAUACUCUAAAGGAAGAUUCAUUUUUUAACUUCUCUUCGCCUCUUAAUGAUCUAUCUAACUCAGUUUAUUCUGAUGAUGAUGAUGACGUAAGCUCUCCCAUAUCUCGAAGAGCUGACACAACCACCACAACCACAGAUCAAUCUGAUUCUGAAGCUACUGUCAGGUCCACGACCAGUGAGACCUCUAUUAGUAGGCGAGCUCGAAUUAAGACUGCUCGAGAUGCAAACAACAGCCCAGCUCCUGAAAAAAUAAAGCUUCGUCUGAAGCUUGAUUCAGCUUACAAGGUUGUUGGUUCUAGUGGGGGAAGUGGUGCUGUUCCUUUUGGUGCACAGCCUGGCCCCUCACAACCUGGCACACCUAACAGUGGAGUUUCUACUGAGGAGCCUCGCGUACCGCCUCUCCACAUCUCUCUCAGAGGCAGAGGACCAAUGGUAGUAAGAGACCGAAAAGAGAGCAAAAAGUGGAUAAAAGAAGUUGCUGUGAACAGUGGAGUUGCCCCUGUAAAUGUAGAUUCUACUAAGAAGUUCAAGCCGGGAAAACUGGUUGCUGGUGGAAGUCCUUCUGCAACAGAAAAUAUCCGUUUGAAGAAGCCUCAUCUUGUACCAGGUUCUGUUCAAAGUUCGGUCCCUGGACCAGGCUCGCCCACAACAGAGUCAGCAAAUAUGAUACGGACUAGCAUUGCUGGUGGUGAAAAGAUGCGAACCAAAACAAAAGUAGCUCGUCACCGUUCAGAUGAGGAUUUGGCUGCUCGCCCUGUACUGGAACCUGGUGAAAUUGUUAUGCCAAAUCCUAAUGUAGGAAAAAUGAAGCCAGCAAGUGUUGUUUCUAAUAUUGGCUCCUUACCUGUUACUUUAAGUACACCCACUAGCAGUUCCAGUAAUCCUAUCAAAGCUUUUCCUGAAAAGGAUGUAGCAGUAAGGAUUGCUAAUCGCCCCAACACUGCUCAGCUUUUACCUAGUAAUGCACGUGGCCUUGUUAAAAAUCGUAAACAGAAGAAGAAAGUUCUUCCUACCACAGGAAGCUUUCAAGAAUCAGUUUCAUCUGAAGGCAAAAUUGUUGCAACUGAUGAAUCUGAGAGUGUUGGUGUAUCACCCGCCACUUCCCCCAAUGUGAGGUGGAGUGUGGAGGGUGAAGCAGCCAGUGAUAUUGGGCAGAAUGGGGUUGGAAAUGGGGAUGAAGAGAAGAGAAAGAGACCUGUUGGAUCAGAAAAGGAUAUUAACUUUCCAGAUUCUCUAGCAGCGGUGGCUUCAAAAAUUACCCCUAGAUCACCUGCUCCGUCAUCAGAGUCAAGCUGUAAUCCAGACAGUUCAGAUGUUGUGGCUGCCAAACCUGGGGAGCAUGACAACAAACCUGUGAUAAAUACCAUUAGGACAGUGAAUGCAUCUAAAGCAAAAAAAGUGGACCAUUUAAGGCAUGGUAGAAAAUUGUCCAGCUCUUUAAAUAAAUCUGUUAUGAAGACCGCUGUAAUGAAUGAGGCUGUGCUGAAUCAUCGUAAAACUUUGCAAUCAAGACUAGAACUGCAUGAAGGUCAAGAUCAUUUUUCCCAGCAUCACAAGGCAAUUAUAGAGAGUUGCCGUCAAAUUCAGAAAAUAUCUAACCAUGAUGGCAAACGUCUGAUGAAAAAGGCCGAAAAGGGGGAAAGGCUUAUGGAGCGUCUACCAGUUGGUGAUUUAGUUAUAUCUGAAGCUAAGAUCAAGCAACAGUUUCUUGAGGGUGAACCCAGAAAAAACACAACUGUAUUGGACAAGAUAGAUGUUCCUCCGGUUGCCGAGGCUGAAGCUGCUCCAACUGCUGGUGCUGAACAAGGAAACACCCAAGGAGAAGAUUCAGGCAUUGAAUCCAUGGAUGCAUUGUCUGAAAAAUCGCCAAACCAGGGUGAGUCUCCUUGUCGAAAAGAUGAGAAAGAAAUUGAGUCAUCAUGCUUACCCCAAGAGAAGAAACCUUGCGUUAUAUCCACCUCACCAUCAGAAUCUAAAGUUCAGUGUAGUGAAGUAAAAACCGAGCCCAUUCAAACAAACUCACUUAAUUCAAAACCUGGAGAUGAAGUGGCAGCCAGCAUUGCAACAGUAUUAUCAACCAAACCUGUGAUUCCAACCUCAUCAACCAAGCAUGUCUCUCCACAAGUUAGUCCUCUUAAAGACUCUCUAGUGAGUGCAAUGGCUGCCAAAGUUAAAUCUGCAAUGGAAUCCAGUCCAACAAAAGUGAGUGACCAAAAGCCAAAAGUGGAACCAAAAAUAGAACUCACUGCCCCAGCAACAGAUGAAACAACCGUACCAAUAGGCUCUCCAACAUUAGAAGAUCCUCAACCUAUCAGAAUAACUCCCCCAUUGUACACCUAUUCCAACCCAGAAAAACAUAGAGAUGAAACCCCAUCUCCUACUAAUCUUGAAGAAGAAGAUGGAGACCCAUCAACUGAAGAUGGCUUACUUGAUUGCCCUUCUCCUGGUGGUGCUUCGGGUAGUGCUAUACAAAGAAGAAGGGAGAGGAAGAGAAGAAUGUUAAUGAGAAACAUUGAGAAAGUACGAUCAUCAGCUGGUGAUGAACAGGAAGAUGGUGGCCUUGCUGUUGGAUCAUCUGCUUCCACUGUCAAUGAUUUUGGAGGAAAAGCCGCCAGUGUUCCUAAAACUAUGCUUCAACAACUUCUUAUUGAGAUACCACCAGAUGGCCUCGAGAGGAGAGGUGGACGUAGUACCCGUUCUCAAAACAGAAUGGGUCAUCCUAGUCCUGAUGUUUCACUAAAUUUAAAGACUCCAAAGUCUAGCCCUGGAGGAGGACCAGUGCUGCGUGGGUCAGAUGAUAGGUCUUCUUCACCAAUUGUAACUGGAAGAAAUAACUCUAACAAGCCAAGCCCUAACCCUGUACCAAGAAUGAAACGGAAAAGGCAAAAUUCUGAUUCAAGUGCUGCAUCUAGCGUCACAGAUGAUCUCAAUGUAACAUCAUCUUCAACCCCUAGACCAGGCAAAAGAAAGUGUUCUGAAAAUGCAGUUGAGCUUAUUAAGGCGUGUAUGGGUGUUGAUGGUCAAAAGCCAACAGAUCCAACUGUAGAAAUUACUCCUCAAAUUAUGCGAAAAUCUCGGAGAGGUGGUAGCUCAGCAUCAGUAGAUGUUGAGUCUUCAGAUGAUGAGCCACUUAUAGAGAUAGUGGGUAAGGGACGCAGAGAUGAUGGAGCUGUCUCACCUGGUGCUCAGUCUGUUAGUAGUACAUCCAGUCGCACAGCCAAAGAUGAGGACACAAAGUCUAAUAGUUCAACAUCCAAGACAGGAAGAUCCAGUGCUAAUCUUUCCACCAAAAGUCAAGCUUCACCUUUGGGCAGUAACUCAUCAACUGCAUCAUCAGCAUCAACUUCUUCUUCAACUAGCAAUAGCAAUGGAACUAGUUCUACAACCACAGUGACCAGACGAUCCGGUCGUCAGACAGCUGUAGCUGGGCCUGCUCCAUCAUCCAACAAUUCUGGGGCAACUCCUGUUAAUAAGACGAAUGCAUCGAGUAAUAGCAUUACUGGUGGGACACGAGCUGCAACAGCAGUCAAAUCAGGGCCUGCAGCACCAAAUACUACAAGUACAAGUGUGACUGUGGCUGCAAGUGUUACAACUCUCUCACAAGAAGAGGUCAAAACCCGACGCAAAACCAGAAGUGUAGCUAAUGCAUCUGAAGCUGACACAGCAGGGAGCAAGAGACGGAGAACAUCCAAAGAUGGCAAGUGACAAUCGGAUUGGGUGGAGGAAGAUCCACCCAUUUCUUCUUUUACUGAUUCCCCCCUCUCAUCUCCAGUAUGUGAUGAUGACAUAUUGGAAAAUGACAUGGGAACAGUGCUGGCCACUCUUCAAGUCUCCGAUGGGGCAGUGCAAUCUUGUGGCUGACACCAGAUACAGACAAUUUUCAGACUGUGUUAAGCCUUCUGCUUUCUGUGAAACUGAUUUGUGAAAUGGCUUCCACCCAUCUUUGGGAUGUGCUUUUAAGUUGAUUUUUAUGAUUUUAUGCCAUUGAGUCUGUAAUCAGUAACCCCUUAAAGACCAUAACUUACUAAGUGUGGUAUAAAAUAACAUCAUGGCUUGUUUUUCUCAGCUAAUUUUUGUAAAAUAAUGAGCUGAUGUAAGGGAUUGCAAACUCUCCCAUUGGAACUAUCUUGAAUAUUAGCUUCUUAAAAGUUAUUUUUAUGAAGUGUUUUAGUAUUGUCAUUUACAUGUACUUUUUAUAACCUUAAGAUUGUUCACUCUUUUAUUAAAUUUAAUGUUUUUUUCUAUUUUAAAAUGUUAUAUUCACUUGUAGUUUCUGCUCACAAUGCAGCCUCAGGUCUCAUCUUGUUAAGUAUUUUCAACUUAAAGCAGCUAAUAUUCAAGAAAGAUUGUCUUGACAAACAUAUUUCCGUACUUGUGGUUCCUGGUCUCCUACAUUGUGGGCAUUUCUGUGUUUUGUUGCACAUUCUUGAAGUAUUUCUUGGGAGUCAAUAAGAAACUUUAAUCUGUGCAUAUGUAUCUCACUUUUAGGCUGUUCACUAUUUAGAUAAAAGUGGUAAAAUAAUUCCUACUAGCUCAACACUACCAAGUACAAAACAGAUGUGUGUCUAGUUUAAGUUGGUUUGCAAACCUAAAGCUCUGCUGAGGACUGACUUGAGUAUACAAAUUCAAGAUUUUAAAAGGGAACAUAUUAUUAAAAUUUUAAUUGAAUGACAAUAUGUUUCAGCUUGACCCUUUGGUUCAUUCAAGAAUCUUGUUGUAUACCAUUGUAGAAUCAGUUAUCCUGUACCACCUAAGACUGAGCAAUGAAAUAGUAACAGGCUUGUUAUCUGGCUAGUAGGUUUGAUUUAAACUAUGCGUUUUUUUAGGUUUGGUUUUAGGUGGUUUGCUAAUCUGCAUUGCCUUUUGUCGCAAAAAAAUGUUAUGCACUUGAGGGCAGCCUGAUAUUAACGUUGAGAAGCCUUUUGGUUGCCUCUAUUUUGAGCUUCACAGUAUCAACUGUCUGUUUGUCUGUGUGUCCGUCCAGUAAGUUAAAAAAAAAAUUAAUAUUAUUAUUAUUUCAGUCUUGUCUUAUCUGUUUUUAAGCUCUCAUAUCUUUAUAGUGUAAAUAACUUGUUAUUAUUACACCCUUAAAGCAAAAGUAACUUGUUGAAAUUUAUGCUCCUUUUUUUUGUUUUUUUUUAUUUGAUGAAAAAUGAAAACAAAAUCAACAGUUAUGUUCUUUUCAGUUUUUUUUAUUUUAAUUGUUAAUUUCGUUUUAAGUCUGUACACAAAGUUAGUCGCUCUGGCAACUUAAGUAAAACAAGAAAAUUUUACCUCGUAAAGCUACAGCAAACAUAUUGCGUAUGUUUGUUAUUGCAGACUUCCUCAACUGUGAACAUCAUGUUUUCCUUUUUGUCAAUAAAUUGUUAUAGGUUGGGUGCCUUGCA